This is a messenger RNA of Penicillium brevicompactum, 2082 nucleotides long. Its product is annotated as fungal specific transcription factor domain-containing protein. Lineage: Eukaryota; Fungi; Ascomycota; Eurotiomycetes; Eurotiales; Aspergillaceae. Bases 1 to 2082 code for a protein of 693 amino acids. Gene Ontology annotation, molecular function: DNA-binding transcription factor activity, RNA polymerase II-specific; RNA polymerase II cis-regulatory region sequence-specific DNA binding; zinc ion binding. The record is from RefSeq and is a predicted model, not a curated record. Gene Ontology annotation, biological process: DNA-templated transcription; positive regulation of transcription from RNA polymerase II promoter by galactose. Gene Ontology annotation, cellular component: nucleus. The transcript is spliced from 5 exons.
AUGCCCAAGUCCAAGCGCCCAGUAGGGCCGCAUGAUGCCCGAGCGGGUGAAGAAGACUUGCGUGUUUGGUCCGCCUCCCUCUCGGACACCAUUGACACGAAGGUGAGCGAUGGCAUCGGUCCUGUGCGUUGUGAUCUUUCCAGGCUUAUGCAAGAUAGGAACCUGGAUGCGACAGAGCUCCGAUGCGCAGCUCUUGUCUCUUUGAUACAGCGAAUCGACCCGGACGUUGAUGUUGAAGCUGCUUUGGAAGAGAUAACAAGCAAUCGUGGUCUAGACAUCGAAGCAUUCACCCAGACAUCACAGGCGUCGAGAGCCGAUCCAGAGAACGGUGCUCUGUCGGAUAGACUUGAAUGGAAUGAACCCUCACUCACCUCACCAUCCGGUCCUCAAAAUGUACCACUUGAUGGAAUGGCAUCACUGCCAAGCAAGAGAGCAGAGACUGGCUACCUCGGAAACACCUCAGGGUCGAGUCUUCUCAGGUCCAUCUCAGACCUGAUUCCACACAAGAACCCAAAAUCUCGGCGUGUCCACGACGAGCAGUCCUCCCUUGCCGAAACUUCUUCAAUCGGUAGCCCGUCUGCGCCGGUCAACCUCGCAGACACCGCCACUAUAAAUAGCCUCAUCGACGCUUAUUUCACAUGGUAUAACCCAUCAUAUCCCAUCUUGCAUGAGAGGACAUUUCGAAGAGAAUACGAGAACCGCCAACAAAUCCAUUCUCGAUCGACAUGGCAUUCGAUAUUUUUCCUUGUCUUGGCAAUUGGGCACUGGACUAUUACGGAGGACACAGAGCAGUGUCACUACUAUACUGCUGCUCGCUCACGCAUGUCUAUGCGAAUGCUAGAGUCUGGCACUCUUCUUGCUGUCCAAGCAUUUCUCUUGAUGGGGAACUAUCUCCAAAAGCGAGACAGGCCCAAUACCGGAUACAACUUUGUCGGAAUCGCAUAUCGAAUGGCGCUUGGCCUGGGUCUUCAUCGUGAGCCGCCACCAGGAAACACAGCUAUCAACACUUUGCUCAACGAGCGGCGGCGCGUGGUAUGGUGGACCGUAUACUGCUUUGACAGUGGGUUCAGCUUCACAACCGGAAGGCCUAUCAUGGUCUCCGACUCUUUCAUAGAGACCAAACUUCCAGGAAAUAUAGACGAUUCGAAUUGUGAAUUAGCCUCCAAUCUCCCCCCACCAACCGAUCACCCGACUUCUUACUCAGCCAUUAUUGCCCAAGCCCGCCUGGCAUCCAUUGGCAAUGUGGUAUUCAGCGAGAUAAUAUCCUCAAUAAAUCAAAGCUCGUGGGACUUGAAGAUCUCACGAUCCAUCGACAACCAAUUCAAAGCAUGGAAACUAUCACUACCCUGCUAUUUCACCGCACCAAACGUCCCACACUGGUUCCAAGGUCCACGCGCAGUAGUCCGGUGGAAAGAACAAAAUCUCCGCAUGAUGCUGUGGUGGGGAAGUAAACGACUAUGCAGCCUCUCCUCUGACCACGAAGAAGCGCAAAACAUGUGUCAUUUCACAGCAGUCGAAACAAUCCAGGAUAUCUCGAACUUUUGCCGGGAUAAUCUUGAUAUUCUUCACGCGGGUCUGAGCUGGUACGCGACAUACUUUAUUUUUCAAGCUGCAGUCGUUCUCAGUAUUCAUCAUCUACGACCGACGCAGCCAAAUCAUGCUGCGUUGGAGCAUGGUGGUAAUGAGCUGUGGUUGUCUUCGAUUAUACGAUCUAGGGACUGUUUGGCAUCUCUGAGCCAGCGCAAUUCGGCGGCAACGCGCUGUUUGGAAGUUUUGGAGAGAAUCGGGGAUCAGCUGCAGCCUUUGCAGCAAUCUUCGACGCCUGUUGCGGGACUGGAAGCAUCGAAUGACUAUCCAUCUGUUCCACUCCAGCAGGAAGAAGUGCCGGCAGAUUUCGAUGUUCCUUCAACGCUGCUGGCGGUUGAUCCUACGCUUCAGAUGCUUUUUGAGGAUACAUCAUGGGAUAAGGAUCUCUUUGAAGGGCUCAAUGGGUUUCCAAGUACGGGCGAAGGAGAGGCAUUUGAUUAUAUUCCAUCAAACAUUGAUCAGAAUUGGUUGAGGUCUUUUGACCCUUCAAACUAA